Messenger RNA from Panicum virgatum (switchgrass), 1562 nucleotides. Its product is annotated as translation initiation factor IF-2-like. The transcript is spliced from 2 exons. NCBI's taxonomy places the organism in Eukaryota, Viridiplantae, Streptophyta, Magnoliopsida, Poales, Poaceae. The coding region runs from base 245 to 1168 and encodes 307 amino acids. The record is from RefSeq and is a predicted model, not a curated record.
CCACGCUCCUCCUCGCCCGACGCUCCCCCCCUCCCACUCCCCUGAUUACUCUCGUCUCGUCUCCUCCGCCUCCGCCCCCGCACUCGCCGUCUCCCCGGCCGGUGCGAGCUUUAUUUAUAUCCCGUCCGCCGGCCGGCAGCUAGCACCGCGCGCGACGCCGCAACUAGACCGACGCUCUCGACUCACGCCUUGUCUCUGCGCGCUACCUAUACCAGUGACUGCGUGACCAGCAACAGCCAGCAGCAUGGGGACGGAGGCUCCGGCUCCGGCGCCGGCGCCGGCCACGGCGGCCAAGAAGCCGCCGCCGCCGCCGGCGCUGUUCCUCGUCCGUGCGCGGUCGCGGGCUAGUCGUGUGGCCGACCUGGGCGUCGCCGCGUGGCCGUCGGGGCCGCCUGACACGCCGCCGCGCCGCUCGCCCGUCACCGUGCCCUUCCUCUGGGAGGAGGCGCCCGGGAAGCCCAAGGCGCCGCCCCAACAGCAGAGCGACGACGGCGGGACCGGAACCGGCGCUCCGGCCGCCGCCGCCGCCGCCGCUGCUAACACUACUACCCCUGCCACCGGUGCCGGCGAUCGCGACAACGGCGGCCGGGAGGAGGAGGAGGCGCGCCCCGCGCCGCUGAAACUGCCGCCGCGGCUGCAGCGCGUGGCUUCCGCGAAGCAGCAGCGCGACGGCUCGCCCUCCCCCAGGACCGUGCUCCCCAGCCCUCACUACUACGGCUGCGCCGGCGGCGGCAGGAGGCCGCCAAGGAGGACCGGCAGCGGCUUCGCUUCGUUCCGGAGGACGCCGAGCGCCGGCGCGGGCCUCUUCUCCCGGAGCAAGACCACAGCGCCGGCGGCCGGGACCAAGAGGAACAAAGGCGGCGGCGGCGGCGGCCACGACCAUCUCAGCGCCGCCGCGACUCCGGACGCCCCGUGGGGUUCGCCGGCGGCGUCGUCUGCCUCGUCCUCGUCGUCCCUGUCCGCCAGCUGCUUCGGCGACGACCCCGGCCCCGGCCACCGCCGCCCGGCCGACGGGCGCGAGGACGGUUCGUCCGAGGAGGACGAGUGCGCCGCGGGGUCGGUGAGGAUCACCAGGUUCAGACGGAACCGGAGCCUCCCCGCCAUGACCACGUCUCACCUCUGGGCAAGUAUCCGCAAGAGCUUCAAGCAGAUUACUCCAUGGAGCUAGAUCCAAGUUCGGCGACAACGAGGUUGAUGACGCCACUGCAAAUAAUCGGGGGCGCUAUUAAUUAUUGCAACUGUGCGGUGGCCAUGGUCCAUGGAUAUUUUUUAUUUGAAGUGUACAAGCAUAUGCACCAAGGCAGGAACGGCUCCAUGUAUAUAGCUUAAAAAGUUUGCAACGCACGGUGCCAUUGUUACACGGGACCCAAACUUUGCCACACAUAUAUAUGUCGUCUCAUGUCUGGACCCUACCAGCAGACGUGUAACCAAUCGGUUGUGCGUGGUACAUACAACCGAUUGAGCCAGUUCCUUCAAGAUUCGAUACGGCAAUAAUAAUGUAGAACCAUGUGUUCAUCAAGAAAGAAGUACUCGUAUGUAUAUAAACGAUAACUUUCUCCUAA